AAUUUCUUAACAUCUCAUGCAAACCUCAUGGUUUAUCUUCAUGCCGAGGAAGUAGAAUUCUUUUUUUUUUUUUUUUGGUUGAAAUGUGGAAUUCCCUUUUUUAAGAAAAGGAGGAUUUUCCAGUAAUUUUGCUACAGUUACCCAUUGAAGGCGAGGCGUAGGCAAUCGCAAUUGGCCCAAAUAGAAAAACCGAGCACAAUAAAACUUCCCGCGCUGUUUUCCAAUGUCGUUUCCUGCCGUCGAUGACACCCCCAAAAUUCUGUUCCAACUUCAACAGUUCACCGGAAACUUCACAAGAAUUUAUUCGUUCUUCACUACUGAAAGCUCUUUCUUCAGCCAAAAACACCUCACAGCUACGCACGGUUCAUUCCUUGAUCAUCACUUCAGGAUUGGCCCUCUCCGUCAUCUUUUCCGGCAAACUCAUAAGCAAAUACGCCCAGCUUAAAGACCCAAUUUCUUCUGUUUCAGUUUUUCGCACUGUUUCUCCAACUCACAAUGUCUAUCAAUGGAAUUCAAUUAUACGUGCUCUCACUCACAAUGGUCUCUUCACACAAGCACUUGGAUAUUACACAAAGAUGCGUGAAAAAAAGCUCCAACCCGAUGCUUUUACCUUUCCUUCUGUUAUCAAUUCAUGUGGCCGGCUUUUGGACUUGAAAACGGGUCGCAUAGUUCAUGAACAUAUUGUGGAAAUGGGGUUUGAAUCGGAUUUAUAUAUUGGCAACGCAUUGAUCGAUAUGUAUUCAAGAUCUGUGGAUCUUGAUAAUGCACGUAAUGUGUUUGAGGAAAUGUCUGACCGAGACAGAGUAUCAUGGAAUAGUUUAAUUUCUGGGUAUUGUUGUAAUGGGUUUUGGGAGGAGGCUCUGGACAUGUAUCAUAAGUCCAGAAUGACCGGGAUGGUACCUGAUUGUUUCACCAUGUCCAGCGUUUUACUCUCUUGUGGAAGCUUAAUGGCUAUUAAAGAAGGUGUGACUGUUCAUGGGGCGAUUGAGAAGAUUGGAAUUGGUGGGGAUGUUAUUAUAGGCAAUGGACUUCUUUCCAUGUACUUCAAGUUUGAGAGACCAAGAGAAGCAGGUCGGGUUUUUUCCGAGAUGGCUGUGAAGGACUCAGUUACUUGGAAUACCAUGAUUUGUGGGUACUCCCAACUGGGGCGGCAUGAAGAAUCUGUCAAGUUAUUUAUGGAGAUGAUAGAUGAAUUCACUCCAGAUGUGUUGACAAUUACAUCAACCAUUCGCGCUUGUGGACACUUGGGAGAUCUGCAGGUUGGAAAGUUUGUUCAUAAGUACUUAAUUGGGAGCGGGUAUGAAUGUGAUACUAUAGCAUGUAAUAUCCUUAUAGAUAUGUAUGCAAAGUGUGGGGAUCUUUUGGCUGCACAGGAAGUCUUUGACUCAACAAAAUGCAAAGAUUCUGUGACAUGGAACUCAAUAAUUAACGGUUACACUCAAAGUGGCUAUUAUAAAGAGGGGGUGGAAAAAUUUAAGAUGAUGAAAAUGGAAAGCAAACCAGAUUCUGUCACUUUUGUUCUGCUCCUAUCAAUAUUUUCUCAGUUAGCUGAGAUAAAUCAGGGGAGAGGAAUCCAUUGUGAUGUGAUAAAAUUUGGAUUUGAUGCUGAACUUAUCAUUGGCAAUUCUCUUCUGGAUAUGUAUGCUAAAUGUGGUGGAAUGAAUGACUUAUUGAAGAUGUUUUCUUACAUGAGAGCUCAUGACAUUAUAUCAUGGAAUACGCUUAUUGCUUCAAGUGUUCAUUUUGAUGAUUGCAAUGUAGGAUUUCGGGCGAUUAACGAAAUGAGGACCGAAGGGUUGGUGCCAGAUGAGGCCACAGUACUAGGUAUCUUGCCCAUGUCUUCUUUGCUUGCAGUUCGGCAACAAGGGAAAGAGAUCCAUGGCUGUAUUUUCAAGUUAGGAUUUGAAUCUCACGUCCCAAUUGGGAAUGCCCUAAUUGAAAUGUACUCCAAAUGUGGUAGUUUAGAAAACUGUUCUAAAGUUUUCGACUAUAUGAAAGAAAAAGAUGUAGUGACAUGGACUGCAUUGAUCUCUGCAUUUGGAAUGUAUGGAGAGGGCAAGAAAGCAUUAAAAGCAUUUCAGGAUAUGGAGUCAAGUGGUGUUUUUCCUGAUUCUGUUGCCUUCAUUGCCGUCAUUUUUGCCUGUAGUCAUUCUGGAAUGGUCAAAGAGGGCCUCACAUUCUUUGAUCGAAUGAAAACAGACUACAAUAUUGAGCCUAGAAUGGAACAUUAUGCUUGUGUUGUUGAUCUUCUGGCCCGAUCUGGCUUACUAGCUCAAGCAGAGGAGUUUAUUUUGUCAAUGCCAUUGAAACCAGAUGCAAGUUUGUGGGGAGCUUUACUUAGUGCCUGUCGAGCAAGCGGGCACACAAAUAUCGCCCAACGUGUAUCAAAGCAAAUUCUUCAGUUGAAUUCAGACGAUACUGGAUAUUAUGUGCUUGUAUCAAAUAUUUAUUCUACGUUAGGGAAGUGGGAUCAGGUGAGAAUGGUUAGAAAUUCCAUGAAAACAAAAGGGCUCAAGAAAGAACCUGGAAGUAGCUGGAUCGAGAUUCAGAAAAGGAUUUAUGUGUUUAGGACCGGUGAUAAAUCAUUUGAACAGUAUGACAAGGUCAAAGAUUUACUCGAAUACCUUGUGGGGUUAAUGGCCAAGGAAGGUUAUGUUGCAGACCUGCAAUUUGCUUUGCAUGACGUCGAGGAAGAUGAUAAGAGAGACAUGCUAUGUGGGCACAGUGAAAGACUUGCAAUAGCCUUCGGAUUGUUAAAUACAAAACCAGGGAGCCCUUUGCUGGUAAUGAAAAACCUUCGAGCAUGUGGAGAUUGUCAUACUGUAACUAAAUACAUAACUAAGAUAAUGCAAAGAGAAAUUCUAGUGAGAGAUGCCAAUCGCUUUCAUCUAUUCAAGAAUGGAACCUGUAGUUGUGGAGACCACUGGUGAAUAAUUAUUAUUUCUAAUACCUGAUUACAUCUUCACAUUGGACUACAAAUGAACUGUUUCCUCUUCGUCCAAUUUCUGUGCAAAUCCAAGAAGGUCGGUUCCUGCUAAGUUACAUGAUCGCUGUCAUUGUGCGCAAGUCAAUGCUAUAUUUUCUUUCUUAUUUCCAACAAAAGUGAAUAAAAUUAGCUCAGGUGCACUUUAAAGCAGUUGAUGUUUGCCAGUUGAGUUUCCCUUACGGGAGCAUUGGAUGCCACAUGAUAUUUUGUACAAAGUAGGUAGAAUUUUGAGAAUGCACAUAGAGGCUACUUCAUGGCCGAUUUCUCCAACUCUUGAUGAUCUCUCAUGCUGGCCUAUGAAUCAAAUUCUAAAGAUGCAGUUCUUGGCGCAAGCCUUUGCCUUAAGUUUCUCUCUUGAAGGCCACUUUGAUAAUUGGAGCAUCUGGAAUUGUUCAUGCCAGCUUCAAAGUUCAUUUAAGCUUGAUACUUAGUACCCAAAUAUAACUCAAAUUUCUACUCUCACUAUAUAUAUACAUAUAUAUACGAGUGCUCACAUUUUGUUAUUUUGCUUCGGAUGAGUAACGAGUUUGGGCUACAUAAAUUUGGCUAUACAAAUUUUAAUU
Molecule: messenger RNA, 3549 nt
Organism: Benincasa hispida (wax gourd)
Lineage: Eukaryota; Viridiplantae; Streptophyta; Magnoliopsida; Cucurbitales; Cucurbitaceae
Product: Tetratricopeptide repeat (TPR)-like superfamily protein
Biological process (GO): RNA modification
Molecular function (GO): zinc ion binding; protein binding; RNA binding
Source: RefSeq, a predicted model, not a curated record